GUGGCUCCAGACGUGGUCCUUGGAGUGAGGUGCGGCAAGGACGAACUGAUGCAAGACUGGCACAGGUUGUCUUCCGUUUUCGAGAACAUUGCGCUUCGCCUUGUGCGCUUAGAAGAGUGCGGUGACGACGCACUCGUAGCUACCACCACCACAAACUUCACUAUUCCCGAGAACACGGUCCAUGAGGUAUUCCCGCACCUGUACGAGCAUGAAUCGCAGUUGGUUAGGAAAUUUGUUGGUCAGCGGGUUGAUAUGUCUGGCAGAACGUAUCUGGAGUGGGACCGCGGGCACACCCGCUUGACAAGUAUCAUCAGCCACUGUGAUCUGCUAACCCCGAUACUUGGACUCGUUGGGAGCGUGGAGAAUGCGUCUCGUGUGUUCGAGAAGUCGAAGAUAUCGCCAGAUUUUCUGCGUCGUGAACCCAGUUCGUCGUCAUAG
Molecule: messenger RNA, 438 nt
Organism: Phytophthora sojae
Lineage: Eukaryota; Oomycota; Peronosporomycetes; Peronosporales; Peronosporaceae
Exons: 1
Source: RefSeq, a predicted model, not a curated record